GAACACUUCUUCUUCAGAUUCUUUUAAGUUUAAUUUCUAGCAAUCGAGCUUAAUUGCUAGAAAUGGCAAUGGGGAGAUGGCCAGGCUUCUGGCCUCAUCUCGUAUGUGCUUUGGCGUUCUGCCUUGUAGCCACCACUGUGGUAGCCAACUAUCCGGAGCACCACUUCAAUUACCCACCAUAUGGCUACUCUUCACCACCAAAGCAUGCAUGGUUCCCACCAUACCACAACUCCCCAUUCCCUCCAAAGCAUUUUUGGUAUCCCCCAUACUUCUACAUGUCACCACCUCCACCUCCACCAUCACCAUCUCCUUCUCCACCAUAUAUUUACAAGUCUCCACCUCCACCAUUGCUACCUCCUCCUUAUGUCUAUAAGUCCCCACCUCCACCAUCACCAUCGCCUCCAUCAUAUAUUUACAAGUCUCCACCUCCACCAUCAUCAUCGUCACCUCCUCCUUAUACCUAUAAGUCCCCACCACCUCCUCCUUCUUCACCACCCCCACCAUAUGUCUAUAAAUCUCCACCACCCUCUCCCUUUGUCUAUAAUUCUCCACCUCCACCAUCAUCAUCACCACCUCUUCCAUACAUUUACAAGUCUCCGCCUCCCCCAUCGUCAUCACCUCCCCCUCCUUAUGUCUAUAAAUUCCCGCCACCACCAUUGCCAUCCUCACCACCUCCUUACUACUAUAAGUCACCACCACCUCCUUCACCAUCACCUCCCCCUCCAUAUUAUUACAAGUCUCCUCCACCAUCAUCACCCUCUCCACCACCUCCAUAUUACUAUAAAUCACCUCCUCCUCCCUCUGCAUCACCACCACCUCCAUAUUAUUAUGUGUCACCUCCACCACCAUCACUAUUACCUCCCCCUUUCCACCAUUACAAGCCUCCUUGUCUACCCCCAUUUCACCAUGAGCAUCCUCCAUUCCACUACAAAUCCCCAGCUCCACCAGCCAAGAGUCCUCCUUAUUAUUACAAGUCACCACUCGCCCCAAAGGGCUAUUGA
This is a messenger RNA of Durio zibethinus, 1001 nucleotides long. The record is from RefSeq and is a predicted model, not a curated record. Lineage: Eukaryota; Viridiplantae; Streptophyta; Magnoliopsida; Malvales; Malvaceae.